GCAAGGGCAGAUGAUAGGUGCUGCAAUCCGAUGUUUAGCGGAGGAAGGAGGCUCUACCAUGGCAGCAAUUUCUCAUUAUAUUCGAUCCAAUUACGACGACAUCCCGGACGGGCACGACAGGCUCCUUCCUUACUACCUCGGCAAGCUCACCGCCCAGGGGGAGUUCGUCAUGACCGCACCUGGCCGCUUUCUGGUCGCUGACGCUGCCGCUGCGCCCGGUGGAUCAUCCAAGCCCAUGCACGACAACGACGAGGACUCCACCCAACCGAAGCCCGACGCCCAUGAAGGCGACGUCGUCGAGCCCGAGUCCAAAGCAGAUCAGGUCGACGGCGACGUUGAAUCAUCGGGAUUUGUACUUGCCUUGCCAUGGGAAGCGCCUCCAGUGACUCUGCCUGCGCCUGCGAAUAAAGGAGGACAUCAUGAAGCCAGACCGGCGCCUAGACGUCGUGGUCGUCCACCGAAAGUGUGCCCAAACGCAGGGGGGAUGGCCCAAGAUAAGGAGGGUGGCAACGAUGGGAAGGACGAACAAGAUGAGCCAGAGCCCACGCCAACGCAGGCUGAGGACGCUGGCGAGGAUAGCCCUUCUUCUUCUCCAAGGCGCCGGGGAAGAGGAAGACCCCCCAAGAGCAAGCGGAACUGUCAAUCGAAGCCCACGGUUCAAGGCCACGCUUAGAAGCCAAUUGUUGGUUCAUCCUUUGGUUUCUUUUCCUUUUCUUUUUGGUUAAAACUAUUGUAUUUGCUUUAUUUGUUGAUGCUAGUCACUGAAGGAUCGGCAGCAGCAAUUAAAUCUUUUGAGUAAUAGAUUUUUA
This is a messenger RNA of Phoenix dactylifera (date palm), 809 nucleotides long. Lineage: Eukaryota; Viridiplantae; Streptophyta; Magnoliopsida; Arecales; Arecaceae. The record is from RefSeq and is a predicted model, not a curated record.